Rotaria sp. Silwood2 is the source of this 318-nucleotide messenger RNA. The record is from the annotation of a GenBank genome assembly. Lineage: Eukaryota; Metazoa; Rotifera; Eurotatoria; Philodinida; Philodinidae.
AUGAGCAAUACGGCUCUUCAUUUGUUAUGUCAUCAGUCAGAGAGUCAAACAAUGAUCAAAUUACUUUUAAAUGCUGGUGCUCAUAUUGAUUGUAUGAAUCGUUAUGGACUUACACCAUUGAUGUAUGCAACUAGUCAAGAAACCAAAGCUUUUCUCAAGUCGAAAUCAACUCCAACACGUCUCAAAUGUUUUUGUGCUUCUAUGAUAGCUAGACAACGAUUGAAUACAAGUGAUCUUGGAUCAGCAACAUCGAAAUUAAACAUAUUAAUUUCACUACACGGCUGUUCAAUGACCAAAUCUGGCUAUAAACGAAAAUAG